Molecule: messenger RNA, 3205 nt
Organism: Cyprinodon tularosa
Lineage: Eukaryota; Metazoa; Chordata; Actinopteri; Cyprinodontiformes; Cyprinodontidae
Product: palmitoyltransferase ZDHHC5-B-like
Exons: 11
Coding region: 1-2316 (771 amino acids)
Biological process (GO): protein palmitoylation
Molecular function (GO): palmitoyltransferase activity
Source: RefSeq, a predicted model, not a curated record
AUGCCCGGUAGCAGCAGUAAGAGCGGAGGGCGGGGCCCCUCCUCUUCCCCCCUCCCACAUGCCGUGGUCCCGCCCAGCAGGCCCCUCAGACCUUCCCGCUACGUCCCUGUUUCAGCAGCCACCUUCUUCCUGGUCGGAUCCACCACGCUGUUCUUCUGCUUCACGUGUCCGUGGCUCUCGGAGCGCUUCUCUGUUGCCAUUCCAAUCUACAAUGGAGUUAUCUUUCUGUUUGUGUUGGCUAACUUCUGCAUGGCCACAUUCAUGGACCCCGGCAUCUUCCCAAGGGCGGAAGAAGACGAGGACAAAGAGGAUGACUUCCGUGCUCCGCUCUACAAGACGGUGGAGAUCAGGGGGAUCCAGGUCAGGAUGAAAUGGUGUUCAACCUGUCGCUUCUACAGACCCCCACGUUGCUCCCACUGCUCCGUCUGUGACAACUGUGUCGAGGAGUUCGACCAUCACUGUCCGUGGGUGAAUAACUGCAUCGGCAGGAGGAACUACCGCUACUUCUUCCUGUUCCUGCUGUCUCUGACGGCUCACAUCAUGGCCGUGUUUGGGUUCGGACUGCUCUUCAUCCUCUACCACCAGAAGAACAUCGACCACCUCCACGCCAUCGUUACGCUGGCUGUAAUGUGUGUGGCAGGCUUGUUCUUCAUCCCUGUUGCUGGGCUCACUGGUUUCCAUGUGGUGCUGGUGGCCAGAGGCAGAACAACCAACGAGCAGGUGACUGGAAAGUUCCGAGGGGGGGUGAAUCCGUUCACCAAUGGCUGUUGGAGGAAUGUCUCCCAUGUCCUCUGCAGCUCUCAGGCGCCCAGGUAUCUGGGCAGGAAGGCGUGUGUGCAAAGCGUGAGUGUUCAACCUCCAUUUCUGCGGCUGCAGCUCACCGAGGCUCAGCUGGCAGCCAAGAUCCUGGACAACGGCAUCCAGGGAGACAUGCACAGGUCCAAGUCCAGCCUUGAGAUGAUGGAGAGUCAGUCGUGUGACGCUGAGCCCCCUCCUCCUCCCAAACCCGAGCUGCGUUACCCUGGAAUCAGGAACAUGGAAGAGUGCAGCCUGCUGAACAAAGCCCCUCCCACCCCCACCAUGUACAAGUACAGGCCCACCUACAGCCCGGGGAAGAACCACGCCACGCUCACCCAUGCUUACGCCAACCAGCUGAGUCGAGGGGAGAGUGUGGGCAGUGCCAGGGACUCCUCCUCCUCCACCUCCUCCCUGAUGCAGUCCAGCCAGCAGCCUGGCUUCCACUCCCAGCCCAGCCUGGACAGAAGGGAGGCGUCCUCGGACAGAGGGGCGGGGGGGCCGGUGGGGGACAGGAGGGAGGGGGGGGGCAUGCCUGGCUACUCCCUGGGGGGCCGCUCCUACCCUUCCUUCUCCGACCACACGGUCCUCUCUGGGGGGGCAUCCCGCUCCUCCAGCUCCACCCACACCUCGGUGGGCCCCGCCCACGUCUCCGAGGCGACCACCGCCUCCACCAGCUUCAAGAGCCUGGCCAAUCAGACGCCGCCACCUCACCACGCCUCCCGGAACGGCAGCCUUUCCUACGAGAGCCUGCUGGCAGGAGAGGACAAAGCGGGGGGGUCAGGGAGGCCCUGCACCCCAGCAGCCCCACCCCUGUCCUCCCAGUCCCCCCAUCACCACCGCCCCCCCCACCCCUUCCUCCACCGCUCCUCCUCAUCCCCUCCGCCCCCCCCAGAGAAGGAGGCAGCCAAUCAGACCCCCGCUCUGCUUUCCUCAGCCCCGCCCCCCCCACACCAUCACCAUCAUCACCAUCACCACUCCCACCACCACCACCACUCCUCCUCCCGCCCUCCCCGCUUCGCCGCCCCCCAUGCCCCAUCCCACCACGCCUACCCGUACCGGACCCGCUCCACAGACGCCCCCCUGGGCCCCCCCUCCUCCAGCAGCUCCGCCCGCUCGCCCCUCUCCUCACAUCCGCCGCCGCUGGGAAAGUCUCUGUCGUACUCCAGCGCCGCCGCCGCUGAGAUGCAGUACCGGUUGGUCCGCAAGGCGUCGGCUUCAGCUGGAGCGAACGCCGCCGCCGUGGGAGGAGGGGAGGGGGGUGGAGGGGCCGUACCAGCACCAAAAGGUGAGCCGAUCCGGAUCAGCCCUCUGAGUCGGACCAAUGGCGGCCAGCCCUUCUCCUCCUCCUCCUCCUGCUCCGCCCCCUCCUCCCCCUCUCACCUGGCCUCCUCACCCAGCAGAACCGGAGCGGAACACCCGAGCUCGCCGAUGACACAAAGUCCGCUCCACAGGCCUCAGGGCGGCGGGGUGAAGAAGGUGACGGGCGUCGGCGGAACCACCUAUGAGAUUUCUGUGUGAUUUCCUGUUCAGAGCUUCUGGACGGUGUGGUUUGGACCUGGACCAGGCUGGUAGCCUGAGAAGCCAUGAAUAAUCAGACAUCUGGCCCAGUCCUGGGGGGCGGGGCUUCCUUGACCAAGUGUAGCUUUCCUUAAGGUUAAUUGAGCACUUUGGACUUCAGUCAAACUGGACUUUUCUAUUUGAACAAGUGAAUCCUGUGCAGAAGCGGAUCAGUUCCCAGUGAGGGACUCCUGCAGAAGCUGUGGUCUGAUGCCAGAUGAGGAUCGCUGUGAGGUUUGGCUCCGCCCCCACAGCGCUGCCUCUGCAGCAGAAGCUCAUUGGGACCUGAUGUCUUUAGCUGUUUUACUCCUGCCUGUACAGAAUGAUGUGAUUUCUACAUGUGGGUUUGUUUGUGGAGAACUGGGCGCCGUCUGCAGACAGGAGCAUGUGGUGUUUGCACAGGCCACCGCAGGAACAACACGCUAACGUCACUGAACAUGUGUUGGCUCUGAAUGACCGAGCAACUUUUCUACAAAAUUCCUUCUCUGAACAAUUGCCUUGAAAACCAACAUUUCAAGUAUUUUUUUUUUAUUUCUUUUAUUUAAUUUGAUGUUUUUUUAUCAAUUUGUACGGUAACCCAGCUGUUAAUGAAUGGAGAGUUUUAAAUAUUGAGUCUUGAAGCUUGGGGUGAAAGUGGAAGGCUGAUUGGCUGAAAUGUUCCAGCUGUUCUCCAGGAUCACAGCUGGACGCCACAUUGAGCUGCCCUGACCGAUCCAGCCACUGAUGGAGGCGGAACAUUUCAGCAGGAAUCUGCAUCUCUACAGGAAGCCGAUGGCAGUAAAGCAACGUUUCAGAUAGAAAGUAAUGUGUCAACCUGAGUCUGAAAAUAAAUGGUUACAUGUGGACAGCA